Messenger RNA from Notolabrus celidotus (New Zealand spotty), 716 nucleotides. It is a transcript of the gene hopx, whose product is annotated as HOP homeobox. Gene Ontology annotation, biological process: cell differentiation; regulation of transcription by RNA polymerase II. The coding region runs from base 276 to 500 and encodes 74 amino acids. Gene Ontology annotation, molecular function: DNA binding. Gene Ontology annotation, cellular component: nucleus. NCBI's taxonomy places the organism in Eukaryota, Metazoa, Chordata, Actinopteri, Labriformes, Labridae. The transcript is spliced from 2 exons. The record is from RefSeq and is a predicted model, not a curated record.
UGACGUUUGUCUCUGUUGACAGUAGUAAAACCCCACACAUACACACACACACCCUCACACUCACACUGCCUCUCUCUUGUUCACACGCUCCCCCUCCGAGCUGCCAGUGAGCCUCCGCCGCUCUGCGCUUCUCCAUCAGCGCGUCUCUGCUUUACGCGUCCCGGCUGUGCGCACAUCCAUCCAACCAUCCAACCCACCCUGCCCCAUCCGGAGCUACAACCCAGGGCUGAGUCUGAACGGAACCUGUGACUGGAGGGAGGGAUACAAGUAGGAAUAUGUCUUCUUCAGGGAUGGAGUGUCCGAAGCUGUCGGAGGAACAGGUCAAACUGCUGGAGGAGAAUUUUAAAGUGGGGAGAUAUCCGGACGGGACGUCGCUCAUGCUGAUCGCUGCGGAGUGUGGGCUGUCAGAGGACGAAACACGAAAAUGGUUCCAUCUGCGUAACGAACAGUGGAGGCAGGCGGAGGGUCUUCCAGUGGGCCGGGGGAAAGUGUAUGACUGAAGGAUCUGCUGGAUUACACCUGAUGCUCUGCCGUGACGUUGCUUUCUCCUGGACAAACUGACCCUGCCGGCUCCUCCUCACAUGUGUCCGAAUCCUCUUUUUUGUAUCUAUGAAGCUAUUUUGACUUACUGUAUGGAAUGUGAAGGUGUUUGUGUGUUGUUGCCAAUAUAACCCCCAUGUUUACAGAAAUAAACGUAUUAUUAUAUUAAGUUAAAA